Messenger RNA from Neurospora hispaniola, 718 nucleotides. RefSeq lists its product as uncharacterized. The coding region runs from base 142 to 669 and encodes 175 amino acids. The transcript has 3 exons. Lineage: Eukaryota; Fungi; Ascomycota; Sordariomycetes; Sordariales; Sordariaceae. The record is from RefSeq and is a predicted model, not a curated record.
GGCUGGGGAGAUGCCAAGUUUCCUCGGCACACGCACUAAAUCAGGUACCGAUUCAACAAGCUUCGGUGGAAUUCUGGUGCUAGCGAUCGAUUGGAUGUGUACCUGGCUACACUACCCCGCCAACAAACCGCUUCUUCUGCUAUGUAUGAAUACAUAGGCUUUCUACUUUUUGUGUUCUCCAACAUCCAUCCAGUCUCUUUACAACCAUGGGACCGAUCGCGCCGAGAAGCCGGGACUGUAGACCUCGGUGAUCGGGCGGUCAAUGCCGAGCCAGCCCCCCGCCGCCGCCGCCGCCGCCGAAUCCAUUUUCCUCCUUCCAAUCGGCUGUUGUUCGACAGGGGAAGCUGUUGCACUUGCGACUUGCGAGGCUGGGAAACUAGGUACCUAUGCACCCCAGGUUUUGAGGCUCAAUCACAGGAACAGGAACACAGAGGGCAGGGGGGGGGUUUACAAAUGCGUGCCACUCCACGAGUCCCGGGGGGGUUAUGCGAACCUAGCUGUCAUCAAGUGAGGUCAGGUGAAGAUGUUCCCAAAAAGGGCGGUGUGACCAACCUCCGUUUCGUGAACCAUGGCCACCAGCGAGAGCCCGCCAGCAAGACACAGCAUCUCGCUGAUCCUUGGUCUGUUGCACACGAACGAACAGCGGGUGUGCAAUUAAACUAUAUCUAGAAUAUUUGGGGUCUAGAUCUUCAUGUCAAAGUCAACAAACAACUCUGCG